Molecule: messenger RNA, 1632 nt
Organism: Entrophospora sp. SA101
Lineage: Eukaryota; Fungi; Glomeromycota; Glomeromycetes; Entrophosporales; Entrophosporaceae
Source: the annotation of a GenBank genome assembly
AUGGGUUCAGGGAUUUUAGUGACUAAAAAACCACUUCCAGAAACACCUCAACCUGUUAAUAUUUUACAGUCACCAACAUCACAAUAUGUUCCAAAUACAUUACUACCACUUCAGACAAAUCAAGGUCAACAACCAUACAUAAAUUCACAAUAUCCACCAUUCUCGACAAUACAACAACCACAAUAUCAACCACCAUUCUCGACAAUACAACAGCCACCAUAUUCACAACCAUUUUCGCCAAUACAACAAACACCAUACUCACAACCAUUCUCGUCAAUACAACAAACACCAUACUCACAGCCAUUCCCGCCAAUACAACAAACAUACAACCCUCACAUAUUCAAUCCACCAAUCGAUGACAUAUCUUUAGAAGUUGAACCACUAGAUUUACAAAUACCAAUACCUGGUUACGAACCAAAUCCUCCAAUAAAUGCCGAAAAUGCUGAUGGUUUAAAGAGGGUGCUGUCUCAAUAUGUUACAAAAGUUCCUCAGGAGUUUGAAGAUUAUGGUAUUGAUGUUAUACUUGAAGAAAGUUCACAACCGCCUCCAGAAGAUGCAUUUUGUCACAAUUGUAAAUCCAAGAAAGUCGAUACUGAUCUUGAUGGAUUUCCUGGUGAAUAUUGUAGUGACGAGUGUCGAAAAGCUGCAGUUUCUGAAAGUGCUAUUUGUACUCAAUGUAAUGAAAGCCCACAAGUUUCCAAUUCACAAUUUUGCGGUUGGAAAAGUUGUCGAAACCCCUAUUACAAGGAAACAGAAACAAACCCUUCUUCACUUUGGAGCCCAACAAACUACAUAGAUCAAACACCAAACCAGCAAAGUUUAAUUAAUCCAAGAAGUGACCAAAUAUGUAUAAAUUGUAAAGGGGAAAAUGCAUUAGUAGGAAGUGACUUUUGUUCUGAUGGUUGUGAAGUAAUUAUUAAAACAAUGGUACCAUGUUUGUUGAGAUUAUCAUCAGAUGGUCAAAAAUACAAAGAUAUAACUAAUCAAUUUACAGCUGCUUGGAAACAUCCUCAUAAAGAGGUACCGGAAAUUACUGCUAUAUGGAAAAUCUUUUGUUCAGAAAAUUUAAAUAAUCGGUAUAAUGUAUAUCGUGAUGAAGUUGAAAAUCAUCACAAAUUGGCUGGUAAGGAUUUUCCAAAAGGUGGCGGAAAACGUAAAAUGAGUGCAGGAAAUGAACAAAGAAGAUUUCAUGGAACAAAAACAGUAUGCUAUAUAGGUUUAACAGAUGAUGGUAGCGUAUGUGAAGAUUCAAAAUGUUCUGUUUGUUGUAUUAUAAAAGAAGGUUACAAGUUGAGAUAUGUGGGAACUGGUACAAUAAGUGCAGCAUUUCAAAGAUUUGGCAAAGGUAUAUAUUUCUCUGGAACAUCAUCCAAAUCUGAUGAUUAUAAUAGACAUUCAUUAAAAACUUAUCAAGGCUCAAAUUACAAAGUGAUGAUAUUGAAUAAAGUUGUUGUUGGUCAAGGAUAUCAAUUAACUAAAGAUAAUAUGAAACUAACUGAACCCCCACCAGGUUUUAAUUCAAUAUUAGGUGAACCAAGUAAAACUGGUAACCUAAAUUAUGAUGAAGUUGUUGUAUAUAGAGAAGAAGCAUCUAUUCCUCAAUAUUUAAUCGUUUACAAAGUUAAAAAAUAA